Molecule: messenger RNA, 750 nt
Organism: Paramecium octaurelia
Lineage: Eukaryota; Ciliophora; Oligohymenophorea; Peniculida; Parameciidae
Source: the annotation of a GenBank genome assembly
AUGAAUUCCAAAAUUAGCUAAAGACCACCUCCUCCCAAAUUCGAUUGGAAUUUAGUAGUCCAGAAAUAAAUCGAAGAAACAAAACAGAUGCCAGAAUUGCAGAAAUCCGACAAAAGAAGACUCAAACAAGUCAACCUUUUAAUCGAGGAAAUGCUCAAAAAGCUUUCACAAGCUAAUUUUUAAUUCUUAAGUGAUUUAAACCAAGACGUGAUCAAGGUCAACUGCUUAGAGAUGUUGAAUAGUGAAUUGAUAGAGAAAGUAAAAUCCAAAAAAUAUUAAUCAAUAGCAUGUGCAUUGAUUAUAUAAUCUUUAAGAAUUCUGCUCAUUCCAUUAAGAGUCAACGAAGUUAUUUAAAUUAUCGAUGUGAAUGAGAAACAAGUACGCAAGAUAUUGAUUCAACUAAACCAAUUCAAACCAUUUAACGAAGACGCCUUUACCCUAGCCUUCAUGACUAGAAUUUGUAGAUGCAUAGGAUUUAAUCAGAAGUUUCAAACACUAUGCAAAUUCUUCUUUUCCAAUUUAAAGAAUUUGAAUCUAAUUUAAGGAGAACACGAGCAUGUAGUCGCCUCAGUCCUAAUUAAAUUAACAGGAGAUUUUGUAUUCAAAGAAAAAGGAGGUAUAAAUUUAAAUGCGAUAUCUGAAAUGGCUGGAUGUUGUCAAGUCUCAUUGAAAAAUGUUCUAUAAAAAUUAUCACCCUAUAACUAAACAAUGUAAGAUUCAGCCUUUGAAUUUUAUUAAAGAACUAAAUGA